UUUUAUCUUCUGCUACGUUAAUUAAUAUUUAAUUAAAGUCGCGUGAUCGAUCGGGCGCCGCCGCGUAAAUAAAAUUUUUUAAAAAAAUCACAUCGUCGUCGUCGUCGUCGUCAUUCAUCGGUUGUCGUUAUUAUUAUUAUUUAUUUAUUUUCGGUAAAAAAAAAAAUUUUUUUUUUCGUUCAACGUCGUCGUGGAAAUAGAAAAAGAAAAAAAUGAUGAAGAAAGAAUUUUUCAAAUCCGCCCUUUUCGCAUCUGUUUUCCUCAUUUUAUUAACCGCAUCCAUAGUCGACACUCGGCCACCGUACAUAGAAUGUAGUGACACGUUGGAAUGCGGUUUGGGAUACUGUUGCGUUCUAGGUAAUGGAAGGUACAGUCUUCCGCGUUGCGUACAACUUGGUAAAAUCAACGAUUAUUGUCGUCCAGGUAACCUUCCGUUAAAUGUCACCGUUAGUUAUCCAGAUGGUGAAAAUGUUGAGCUCUCUCAUAUUUAUUCUACGAUGUGUCCGUGUCAGGAAGGUUUAUAUUGUUCGGAUAAUUCUGGAAUGUGUAUCGAUCAAUUGGAAGAUCUUCUUUUAAAUACGAUUUAACCCCUGAAUUUCCUUCCUUUUUAAUAAUAUUUCCAUCCACCUCGGUGUCUUUCAUCUUCUUUUUUUUUUUCUUAUUGUCGUGUAAGCCUGAAAUGGUAAAAA
This is a messenger RNA of Pediculus humanus corporis (human body louse), 689 nucleotides long. Its product is annotated as protein Bv8 precursor, putative. Lineage: Eukaryota; Metazoa; Arthropoda; Insecta; Psocodea; Pediculidae. The record is from RefSeq and is a predicted model, not a curated record. The transcript has 3 exons. The coding region runs from base 213 to 587 and encodes 124 amino acids.